Lathyrus oleraceus (garden pea) is the source of this 1095-nucleotide messenger RNA. Its product is annotated as ras-related protein RABE1c. The transcript has 9 exons. The coding region runs from base 193 to 807 and encodes 204 amino acids. Lineage: Eukaryota; Viridiplantae; Streptophyta; Magnoliopsida; Fabales; Fabaceae. Gene Ontology annotation, molecular function: GTP binding; GTPase activity. The record is from RefSeq and is a predicted model, not a curated record.
UUUGAUUUUAAUUUAAAGGCAUAAUUGCUUACGUUACAAAUACACACGAUGAUGUUCAUUCCCUCUAAAACAAUUCUAGUUCUUCCGUUGAACUAUUACCGAACCUCUCUCGUUCACAAUUUUCUUGCUGCUUCUCAUCUAAUCGGCAUCAAUUUAAUUUAUUGCAAUUUCAUUCAUUGAUUAAAAGUGUUGAUGGCUCUUCCAAGUGAAGAUUACGAUUACCUCUUAAAGGUUCUUUUGAUCGGCGACAGUGGUGUUGGAAAGAGUUCUCUUCUUGUACGAUUCUCUGAAGGAUCUUUUAGUACUAGUUAUCUUCCAACUAUGGGCAUCGAUUUUAGAAACAGAAACAUAGAGAUGCAUGGAAAACGAAUUAAGCUCCAAAUUUGGGAUACUGCAGGUCAAGAGCGAUUCCGAACAAUUACAAGAGCUUACUAUCGCGGUGCUAUGGGAAUAUUACUAGUCUAUGAUGUGACAAAUGAGUCUUCAUUUAACAAUAUUAGGAGUUGGAUGCUUAGCAUUGAGCAACAUGCUUCUGACAAUGUCAACAAAAUACUGGUUGGAAACAAAGCUGACAUGGGUGACAAUAAAAGAGCCGUGCCUACCUCCAAGGGCCAAGCACUAGCCAAUGAGUAUGGGAUCAAAUUUUUUGAAACAAGUGCAAAAACAAGUCGAAAUGUGGAAAAAGCUUUCUUCUCGAUUACAAGGGAUAUAAAACAAAGGCUUGAUGACACUGAAUCUAUGAAAAUGCCGGCAAGAAUUAAUAUUAGUAUCAACCAACAUGCACAAAAGUCGGCAUGCUGUGGUUGAUGAGGUAACAUUGAUGUUCAAGAUCAAGAAAGAAGGAGAAAAAAUAUGAAUGAUGAGAUUGAAGAUGUUUAACCUUGUCAUUCUUUCAUAAUUUAUUUUAUUUAUUUGUAUUUAGUUAAUCCAAAUGUAAAUGACAAUGUGACUAUGUUAUUGCCCCUUUUUCUUGGGAUGUAAUCUAAUAGUCAUUGAUUAUUUGAAGGGUUAAUUGUACUCGCAUUCUUUAGAAUUUGAUAUAAUUAUAUGAAACUUGUUAUUGUUUCAAUAAAGUACAAUAGUUAUUUUGUUUUU